AUGUCCGGAACCACUCCACCAUCACUUUACCAUCAUAUGCCGUCCCAAAGUGGAAACUCAUCAUUCGCCAUGACUGAGUAUGACCACCAUACUCCGCGUGGAUCUGAACGGAGUCCUCCCACUCCAGCUACAACUCCCGAGGCUGAACGGACUCUUUCCACCACGACCACUGUCGUGGCCGAAUCAACUCCCUCCACAACGCCCACUUUCGUGUCGGAAGAGAGUCUCCCGUCUACACCUGACACUCCCAUAGAUGAGACACCCAAGGAACCAUGUUUGCCUAUUGGUCGUGCUCGCCGCUUGGUGCAAGACCGUCUCGCCCAAGGAUUCGAUCGGUCAGAACUCUUGAUCGAGCAACUGAUCCUUAGAGAGAAGGCAAAGGUUCGACAAAUUCCAGGGCACGACGAUCGCGACGGACCGUUGAGUGACAUCUGGAGACAUGCACCCGAUGUGCAGUCGCCGGAGUUUCACUUUUACACAGCCAUCAUUUUCAGGCUUGAACAGAAUCCGGUCCUCUCCACCACCCGCAAGGGAACACCAUCACAGCUCCCAACGUCGACCGGCCGCACUAACAAUGAUCAAAGAGCGCGCUGCGUUAUGUUUUAG
This is a messenger RNA of Neurospora tetrasperma FGSC 2508, 606 nucleotides long. RefSeq lists its product as uncharacterized. The coding region runs from base 1 to 606 and encodes 201 amino acids. NCBI's taxonomy places the organism in Eukaryota, Fungi, Ascomycota, Sordariomycetes, Sordariales, Sordariaceae. The record is from RefSeq and is a predicted model, not a curated record. The transcript has 3 exons.